AAAAAGGAAAGAGUUAAAUCGAAGAAGAGGCGACCAAAAAGUUGUGGUAAAAAGAAAAAGAGACUCCGUUUAUUGCGCCAAAACCAGAGGAGGUUGCCUCUUCCCAUCUCUCUCUUCUCUUGAUCGAUCUCGCCGUUCGAUCUCCCUACAGGCGUUUGUUAGUUCCCUGCUCCGAUUCCAUUCCUGUCUGUUUAGGACACCACGACUUCUUUCUAAGACAUUUUCUAAUAAUAUCUACAACUAUGGAUCCUCCUGUGACGGAUCUUGAGAGUAUCGAAGAUCAGAAAGAAGGAGGACCUUCGUUUCACUGUGAUCUUUACGAUACAGAAGUAGUUCACAAGAUUGCUCAGGUUUUUCUCCCUGGAUUAGCCACCGCUUGUGUCGACAACACUACCGGUGAUAUCUUCAAGAGUCCAGGUUCUGUCGCUGCUGACAUCCGAAAAGAGAUGAUCGAUUACAUGACUAGUAGAAGCGAAAGCUUCGUGGCUGAACACAUUGUUCUUCAAGGUGGUUCGGAGAUUGAAGCUUCUCAUGAUCCUUUUGACAUUAUAUCUGACUUCAUCGAUGAUUUCGCCACUUCUAAGCGUAACCUCUUCAGCCGUGUUUCUGGUUGGAUGCUUAGCGAGAGGAGAGAAGACAACAUCGAUGAUUUCGCGCAAGAGAUGGAGAUAAGUGGGUUCUGGUUGACGGAUCAUAGAGAAGGCAUUGCUCAGACUUUGCUUAGAAACGUUGAUUUUAAAAACACUUCUCAUUGUGAGAUGAAGUUCCAAACACAAGGAGAACUCGCCAAGCACGCCUUGAGUUGUGGGUAUAGAACAAUGAACUGUGAGAACGAGGGUUGUACUGCCGUCUUCUGCGCGAAUCAGAUGGAGAAUCAUGAUUCUGUUUGCCCGUUCAAGAUCAUUCAGUGUGAGCAGAACUGCUCGGAGAGUAUAAUGAGACGUGAAAUGGAUAGGCAUUGUAUAACCGUAUGUCCUAUGAAACUUGUGAACUGUCCAUUUCAUUCUGUUGGUUGUCUCUCUGAUGUACAUCAAUGUGAGCUCCAACAACAUCAUUUGGAUAAUGUAAGCUCUCAUUUGAUGUACAUUCUCCGGAGCAUCUACAAGGAAGCAUCUCCUGAUGAUCUCAAACCCCGAGCUGAACAGAUACAGCAGUUGUCUACUCGGCUGUCUGAAGCCAGGAAUGCAAGAUCACUAACGAAUCUGGUCAAGGAACUUGAUGCAAAGCUGGGGCCUUUAGAUAUCAAACCAAAGAAGAUUGUUACUGACUCGGAGUCUGAUAAACCUGAAAGUACAGAAAAGAAAGAUUUAGAAGAAGCUGAGACUAAAGAAAAACCGGAGAUGAGUAACUUGAAAGCUGGUUUACUGGAGCAAACCGCAAGGGAAGCUCCGGAAGAUGUAGUAGUUUCAAAAGAAGUAGAUGAUGCAAUGGUGGAAAUAGCUGCAAAUAAAGUUUCAGAAGCUGCAAAUAAAGUUUCAGAAGCUGAGAUAGCAGAGAAUGUUAAUGAAGAAGGAGAACUAAAAGCGCAGAAGCUUUUAGAAAUUGGUGAGUUCAUCAAAGAAGGAGAUAACAACUCUGCAGAUGAUUUAUCAGAGAGAACUGAAACCAAAGCUCCAGAAGUUGUAGUCAUGGAUGAAGUUAGAGAGGAGGAGGAGAGUGCAGAGACAAAAGACUCGAGAACAAUUGAAACAACCAGAGGUUUUGAAGUUGAAGUCAAUGCGAUGAGUAAUGAAGAUCAUAGAGAGACAAAGAAAUCAACUGAAACUGAUACCGAAGCUCCAUCGAGAAUAGUCAUGGACAAUAAGGAGGAUAAAGAGACAAUGAAGUCAAAGGCUAGUGCUUCUGAUGAAGCUGAAGCACUGUUAAAGAGUUCUCAAGGUUUUUCGACAGCACAAGCUGAAACUGUACCCAAUAUGUCUUAACAUCUUUUGUUGAGACAGACUCAACUCUUGAAGCUAACAUUGUGUGUUUGUUUUCUUUUCUUUUAACCGAGAUUGUUUGUUUUUACCUGUCUGAAAAAUAUUAGAGUCAUCAAUUGUAAUCCAGUUUUGUAUAACUUAAUCAAUUGAUUUGUUUGUUUUUGUGGUACUUCAUCAA
Messenger RNA from Camelina sativa (false flax), 2097 nucleotides. The record is from RefSeq and is a predicted model, not a curated record. Lineage: Eukaryota; Viridiplantae; Streptophyta; Magnoliopsida; Brassicales; Brassicaceae.